ACUAUUCCAUUAAGGUUUACAAACUGGACCACAACUGAAGAGAGUGAAACCUUGAUGUAAUCUGAGCUUUGGGGGUUUCUCCAACAGGACUGCCCAUUUCCUCCAACACGAUGACAAAGUGCCGACUGUUCAUCUCCAGAAGAAAUUAGGUGAAAGGUGUCUGACGCCGCUGACUCUGCUGUGCGGGUUUGAAUCAUCUGGCUGCAGAGAGAGGACACACAAUGUUGGCUCUGGUGGUCUUYUUGCUUUGUGCAGCCUCCACGGUGUCCGCAUCUACCAAAGGUGUUGCUGCAGGACCCCGACUGAACAACAACCAGCUGUACAAAUUCAGUUACACCACAGACGUCCUGUUGGCCAAGGCCCGAGGGUCCAGAGAGGGCGGCGCCGGCUACAGAAUCUCAACUGAUGUGAAUGUUAACCUAGUGUGGAGAGAUCCGGGCAACAAGGAUGACCAGCUGAUUCAACUAGUGAUCUCAAAUGCGAGGAUUGAGUCUGUGCCUCCGAGAUYACAGAAGAAGAACGUCCUCCAUGGGACCACAACAGAAAGCAUCUUGGGGAAAACCAACCUGGCAGCUCUGACAAAGCCCUUCCUGGUGCAUCUGAAAAAAGGAAAGACGAAGGCCUUUUACUCGUACUGGGCAGAACCUGAAACUAUCAAGAAUCUGAAAAGAGGCCUUGUCAGUUUGUUACAGUUUCAGCUCCACACUGGCAAGGUUGUUGAGAAUGAUGUGUCUGGGAGAUGCUCAGUUCAGUAUAAAGCAACUCAAGGUCAAAUAAUAAGAACCAAGCACCUGGAGACAUGCAAGACUUCAGACAGUGGAUUUACCACACAUAGUAAGGUGUUGGGUGUGAGCAAGAAGUCCAGCUCUGUUACAGUGUUUAAACUCAAAGAUGGCUUCAUCCAAUCAGCCGAGGCCGAAGAAACACACAGCCUGGCUGUGAAUUCUCGCAGAUCUGCUGCAGCUAAAGUUGUGUCCAGGCAAACCCUUGUGUUGACUGGUACAGAGGCGGGACCAUUCGAGGCUGCUGGGAAAGAUGUUGCUGGAGUUGUCAAGUCAAUUGAUGGCAAACUGGCAGCUGUUGGUAUUGUUGCUGAAAAGGUCAAAUCCCAGUGCAAAGGCUGUCCAUCACUUCUUGAACAUUGGCAGGCUGUACAGAAGCAGCUGGAGCCAGCGAGCCUGUCCAAAGCCACGGCUCCUCGCARCUUCCUGGCCCUCCUCCAGAGCAUUAGGAAGGCGUCCAAGGACGAGAUCCUCAAAGUGCUGAAAAGUGCCAGCAAGACAUCUCUACCUCAGGUGGUGGACGCUGUGACUUCUUCUCAAACCCCCGCGUCUCUGGAUGCUAUGCUUGAGUUCCUUAAUUUCACCGAAACCAAGAGUUUGGUUCUGCAGGAGAGGUUCCUCUAUGCGUGUGGUUUUGCCUCGCAUCCCAACGAGAGGAUGCUGCAGGCGCUGCUGGAUAUUUAUGAAGGAAAAAUUGGCAGCAAAGACAUCAAAGAAUCAUUGGUGAUCAUCAUGGGAGCUUUGGUCCACAAGCUGUGUCUGAAAGGAGGCUGCAAUUUGCCAUCAGUGAUGCUGGUGAAAAAGAUGAUCUUAGAAGGUCCUGAUAGCACAAAAGAUGAGUCAGAAGUCCAGAUGUACCUUCUGGCCCUGAAGAACUCCCUGCUGCCUGAGGCCAUUCCCAUCUUAAACAGAUUUGCUGAGUCAGAGGUGGGGUCUUACAGCACCAUCGCCCUGACUGCCCUGCAGAGAUAUGAUGUCAGUCUCAUAAACAACGAGGUUAAACAGACAGUGAACAGGGUUUACCACCAGAAUCUACGGAUCUACGAGAAGAAUGUGAGAGCUGCUGCGGCCGACGUCAUCCUCAGCAGCAACCCCUCGUACAUGGAGGUGAAAAAUCUGCUCCUGUCCAUCGGAAACCUGCCACAUGAAAUGAACAAGUACAUGCUGUCGAAGAUCCAGGACGUACUUCGCUUUGAAAUGCCRGCCAGCAAGGUUAUCCGACAAGCUCUGAAGGACAUGAUUUCCCACAACUACAACCGCUUUGCUAAAGUUGGGUCAUCGUCUGCCUUCUCAGGAUUUAUGGCACAAUCGGCUGAUCUGACCUCCACAUACAGUUUGGACAUCCUGUACUCAGGCUCUGGGAUCCUGAGAAGAAGCAACAUGAAUAUUUAUGGUUCUAGUAAUGGAGCAAUGCUGCACGGACUGCAGGUGGCGAUUGAGGCCCAGGGUCUGGAGUCUCUGAUUGCUGCGACGCCGGAUGAAGGAGAGGAAGACCUGGAGUCGUUCGCCGGUAUGUCCGCUCUGCUGUUUGAUGUCCAGCUGCGACCCGUCACAUUCUUCAAGGGUUACAGUGACCUGAUGUCCAAAAUGUUCUCCAUGACUGGCGACCCCAUAAAUGUGGUGAAGGGACUGAUCCUUCUCACUGAUCACUCUGAGGUCAUACAGCUGCAGUCUGGUCUGAGGGCGAGCGCAGAGUUUCAGGGAGGGUUAGCCAUCGACAUUUCUGGAGGGAUGGAGAUAAGUCUGUGGUACAGGGAGUCCAAGACCAGCGUCAACAACAGAGGAGCAUUAGUGUUCACUGGUAAUAUAACAGUGGACAUGGACUUCCUGAGAGCCGGUGUGGAGGUCAGCUUUGAGACAGAGGCGUCGCUGGACUUCAUCACCACAGUGCAGUUCUCUGAGUACCCCUUCCUGGUGUGCAUGCAGAUGGACAAGGCUACCUUCCCAAUCAGGGAAUACCUGUCCAAAUAUGAGAGCGUGUCGUCAGGGAGGAGCAUCACGUCCCAUAAGAGYAAAAAGCAUCUGGUACCUGGCUCUGAGUUCCCUCUUCAUCAGGAGAACUCAAACAUGUGCAAAAGAGUUUUUGACUCCAACUGGUAAACAAGAGACUUUGAACUAAUGCUACCAUUCAGGGACAGGUGGGAAUAAGCUCCUCUUUAUUUCUCAAGUAGUGACAGAUCAUGGAGAUGAAAUGUGGUGAAUUUUUAUUUUAUUUUAUUUUUUGUGACAUAAGUGUUUACAAUGUUUUGUUUAUUUAAGUCAUUUUAAUUAAAUAUUUCGUUUUAAAUCAGGAACUCUCACCAUGCGUUUCUAAGGAUUUUUUUUUUUGAGAACUGUAUUUAUGACUGGCACAAACUGUAAUGUAUAUUUUGAUAUGUAAUACUCACCAUAAAUAAUACCAUUGAUUAUUUUUCCCAUCACUGUUAAGGAGGUACAUGUAAAUAUCACACUGGAGCCCCAUUUCAACAAUACUCUUUUCUUUUGUUUAUUUUAAUCUGUGUGUCAAAGAAGGAGCAUUUUAUUUCACUGUAUCACUGCUCAAACAUGUAAAAUAAAUUGGAUUUUAGGAUGAUUGUAUUGCUCAGUUUCUCCUUUUUCUUUUUUAAUCUUGUUUUGUUGUUCUGAUAAAAAUAAAACAAAUUGUGUACUUUUUUGUAAGAAAAUGAGGAAACAAAGGUGAAUCAAUUGAUCUUUUAAUUUUAUUUACAUAACUGGGAUUUCUGUAUGUCUUAAAAAGUCUGAGAAUUUGAGCAACUCUGACCAAGUUUUCCUUAUACUGUAUAGGAUUCUAGUCGAUUUGUUCUUGACUCACAAUAAAUGUGCCCUGAAAACAU
This is a messenger RNA of Austrofundulus limnaeus, 3616 nucleotides long. It is a transcript of the gene mttp, whose product is annotated as microsomal triglyceride transfer protein. Gene Ontology annotation, biological process: lipoprotein metabolic process; cholesterol homeostasis; lipid transport. Bases 222 to 2882 code for a protein of 886 amino acids. The transcript is spliced from 19 exons. Gene Ontology annotation, molecular function: lipid binding. Lineage: Eukaryota; Metazoa; Chordata; Actinopteri; Cyprinodontiformes; Rivulidae. The record is from RefSeq and is a predicted model, not a curated record. Gene Ontology annotation, cellular component: endoplasmic reticulum; basolateral plasma membrane; Golgi apparatus.